AUGGCGUACACGCAAAGCCUGCUGCGUGAUGGGCGCGCGCUUGGAUACACAGCCAAGGCGUUGGCGCCAACAGUGACGAUGCCGCGGAUCAAGGCGCUGAUGACCGGUACAGUGCCAAACUUUUUGGAUGCUGUGCUCAAUACUGCCGAGUCCGACACGAGCUCGUCGCUCAAAUUCCACGACAACCUGCUGUGGCAGCUAAAGAACCAUGGAAACAAGACGAUCAACCUGUUCGGUGAUGACACCUGGCUGCGCUUGUUCCCCGACACAUUCUCGCGCACGGAUGGUACGUCAUCAUUCUUUGUCACUGACACAGUCGAAGUAGACCUGAAUGUGACACGGCAUGUCAAGCCAGACCUGGAGAAGGAUGACUGGGAUGUGACUGUUUUCCACUACUUGGGACUCGACCAUAUCGGGCACCUGGCGGGACCUAAUAGCCCGCUGAUGAAGCCUAAGCAACAGGAGAUGGACCAGGUCGUGAAGCAGGUGAACGAGAUCAUCCUGCGUCAGGACGCUGAGCGAAUGGCCAAGGACAAGGCGGCCAAGCCGACGCUAUUUGUGCUGCUCGGCGACCACGCAAUGAACGAGAUCGGCAACCAUGGCGGCAACUCGAAGCUGGAGACGUCGACUGUGUUUGUGUUCAUGGGACAGGGCAUAAAGGGACAAGAAUUGACCUGGUGCCGACUCUGUCGCUGCUGUUUGGCGUGCCCAUUCCCAAAAACAACCUGGGCCUUCCGCUGA
This is a messenger RNA of Linderina pennispora, 741 nucleotides long. RefSeq names its product fungal cell wall gpi anchor synthesis protein gpi7p. The coding region runs from base 1 to 741 and encodes 246 amino acids. Gene Ontology annotation, biological process: GPI anchor biosynthetic process. Gene Ontology annotation, cellular component: endoplasmic reticulum membrane. The transcript is spliced from 2 exons. NCBI's taxonomy places the organism in Eukaryota, Fungi, Kickxellomycota, Kickxellomycetes, Kickxellales, Kickxellaceae. The record is from RefSeq and is a predicted model, not a curated record.